Molecule: messenger RNA, 678 nt
Organism: Zygotorulaspora mrakii
Lineage: Eukaryota; Fungi; Ascomycota; Saccharomycetes; Saccharomycetales; Saccharomycetaceae
Gene: FMP52
Product: Fmp52p
Exons: 1
Coding region: 1-678 (225 amino acids)
Biological process (GO): import into nucleus
Cellular component (GO): cytoplasm
Source: RefSeq, a predicted model, not a curated record
AUGAACGCUAUUGUAUUAGGGGCUACUGGUUUAUGUGGAAGGUCACUGCUGAAGAACUGCGAAUCCUCAGGCCAGUUUUCGAAAGUUUAUACGCUUGGUAGACGAUCUUUACCAUUCGACUCUACCUCGCAACAGUUGGUAGAGAAGGAUAGUAAGAAAUGGUGCGACAUUUAUCCAGAUGAUAACAUCAAAAUCUUCUUCUCCGGAUUAGGAACAACUAGGGGUGAAGCAGCAGGUUUUGAUAAUCAAUACAGGAUCGACCAUGAUUUAAAUCUGGAGGUGGCAAAAGUAGCAAAACAAAAGGGGUGCUCCACAAUAGUCAUUGUGAGUAGCUCAGGUGCAAAUGAGAAUUCGUAUUUUCCGUAUUUAAAAAUGAAAGGUGAGAUUGAAAGAGAUAUAAUAGCCCUCGAUUUUGACAGAACCAUCAUUUUAAGACCAGGUGCUCUGCUAGGAAAUAGAUCUUCCGAUAAGGGCUUGUUAAACAACAUUGCAGUUAAGGUAACCGGUCUUUUUUAUCGAACAAGGUUGGAAAAAUGCGUUGGUUAUCCAGUUUACGGCGACGAAGUAGGAAAAGUCGGGGUACACUUAGCUCUCGAGAAGUCAAUAGCCAUUGCUGACAAGAAAGUAAGGAUAGUGGAAAGUUCAGAGAUUCUUAAAAUUGCUAACAAGAUCAACUAA